AUUCAGGCAAACAAAGACAGUCCCGGGGUCCUUGAGUCCUGCCUGACGCCAUCGAGCCUCUCUCGGUACUCCGUGGAGAAAACGUGGGGCUACCUCGUUUACUGUCUGCUGUGGAUUUUUCAUCAAAAUAAGAUCAAGAUAACUGGACCACCUGAGACCCACUCAGCUUGGCAAGGAUGGAGUACAUGCAGGCUCCUGCCUCGAGCAGCCAGGGGAACAUCCUCUGCUGUACCUGUGGUGUCCCCAUUCCUCCUAACCCAGCCAACAUGUGUGUGGCCUGCCUGCGCACUCAGGUAGACAUCUCAGAGGGAAUCCCCAAGCAAGUCACGGUGCAUUUCUGCAAGCAGUGUGAACGGUACUUGCAGCCUCCAGCGACCUGGGUACAGUGUGCUCUGGAGUCCAGGGAGCUGCUUGCUCUUUGCUUGAAAAAACUAAAGAGCUCUAUGUCUAAAGUGCGACUUAUCGAUGCUGGUUUCCUGUGGACAGAGCCGCACUCCAAAAGGAUUAAGAUGAAACUGACCAUCCAGAAAGAGGUGAUGAAUGGCGCCAUCCUACAACAGGUGUUUGUGGUCGAGUUUGUCAUCCAGUCCCAGAUGUGUGACGACUGCCACCGUGUGGAGGCCAAAGACUUUUGGAAGGCUGUCGUUCAAGUUCGUCAGAAGACUGUACACAAAAAGACUUUCUACUAUUUGGAGCAGCUGAUCCUGAAGCAUAAACUCCACCAGAAUACCCUCAACAUUAAAGAAAUACAUGAGGGCAUCGAUUUCUACUACGGCUCCAAGCAGCACGCUCAGAAGAUGGUGGACUUCUUGCAGUGCACCGUGCCCUGCAGGUCAAAGGCAUCUCAGCGCCUCAUCUCUCACGACAUCCACUCAAACACAUACAACUACAAGAGCACCUUCUCCGUGGAGAUCGUACCGGUCUGCAAGGACAACGUCGUGUGCCUUUCACCUCGACUGGCGCAGAGCCUGGGGAACAUGGGUCAAGUCUGCGUGUGCAUCCGUGUCACCAGCACCAUCCAUCUGAUCGACCCCCGCACCCUGCAGAUUGCUGAGGUGGACGGGAACACAUACUGGCGUAACCCCUUCAACGGUCUCUUCAACCCGAAACAGCUGGAGGAGUUCAUAGUCAUGGACAUUGACAUCAUCAGAGACCAGAAGCUGGGUGCUGGAGCUGGCAUGAGGUCCAACAAGCACACCCUGGCUGAGGUGUGGGUUCAGAAAACAUCAGAGAUGAAUACCAGUCAGCAGUAUCACUGCCGUACAUUCCUGGGCCACCUUCUCAAUAUUGGAGACCUGGUGCUGGGGUUUGACUUUGCCAAUUCCAACAUCAAUGAUGAGUACCUUAAUAAGAUGAACCCUCACCAUGUUCCUGAUGUGGUGCUGAUCAAGAAGAGCUACGACCGCAGCCGGAGGGUGAAGCGCAGGAACUGGAAACUGCAGGAGAUGGCCAGAGACCGUGAAGGCAUGGACACGGAUGAUGAGAGGCAAUAUCAGGACUUCCUGGAGGACCUGGAGGAAGAUGAGGCACUGAGGAAGAACGUCAAUAUCUUCAGAGAUGCGUCAAAGAUCCCGGUGGAGAGCGACACUGAUGAUGACGGAGCACCAUGCGUUUCCCUGGCGGAGAUGCUAGAGGAGCUGAGUCUAACGGAUGCCACAGGAGGAGAGGGUGCCGACAUGAUGACGGACUAACCAGUCGGCGUUCUGACAUUGUGACGCCGACAGCCGAUUUAUCAAAUAAAGGCCCGUUUGCAAUACAACGGUGCAACUGCACACCGGAUUUAGAACUGUCUGCAAAUUGGGGACUGAUUCAGACACGAACAGAUGAUAUGUAGGAGCAAACAAAUCCAGUGGUUUAAUGGUUUAUCAUGGUUAAAACGUACCAACUGUGAGUCAUAAUGGCGCACAGUCAUAUGAAACAUAUGAUAAUUUAUCUCCACGCUCUCUCAGUGGAUUUUUAUCCAAACUGGGUCUUCAGAUUCACAUUUUCCUGUGUUUAUAUGAUCCUCUUUGUCAUAUCAGAAUAAUAUGAAAAUGAAGCGGUUGCAGCUUCUUUAUCUAAAUAAAUCCUUACCCACAUAUUUUCUGCUGGUUU
Molecule: messenger RNA, 2094 nt
Organism: Oreochromis niloticus (Nile tilapia)
Lineage: Eukaryota; Metazoa; Chordata; Actinopteri; Cichliformes; Cichlidae
Gene: nmd3
Product: NMD3 ribosome export adaptor
Exons: 16
Coding region: 177-1691 (504 amino acids)
Biological process (GO): ribosomal large subunit export from nucleus
Cellular component (GO): nucleus; cytoplasm
Molecular function (GO): ribosomal large subunit binding
Source: RefSeq, a predicted model, not a curated record